Molecule: messenger RNA, 1233 nt
Organism: Myotis davidii
Lineage: Eukaryota; Metazoa; Chordata; Mammalia; Chiroptera; Vespertilionidae
Gene: CXCR5
Product: chemokine (C-X-C motif) receptor 5
Exons: 4
Coding region: 1-1170 (389 amino acids)
Biological process (GO): lymph node development; immune response; chemotaxis
Cellular component (GO): membrane
Molecular function (GO): C-X-C chemokine receptor activity
Source: RefSeq, a predicted model, not a curated record
AUGAACUACCCCUUAACCCUGGACAUGGACUUCAUCAUCAACUACAACCUGGAGGACCUGUUCCAUCUGGUCAGUGUGUGCUCCCAGCCCAGCGUGGAGAGGGCUCUGCCUUGUCCUGGAGUGUCCCCCAACCUGUCCCCACGCCAGGGUGGAGAGUAUGCUCACAGCAGCCACAGCAGCCGGGCCAAUCGGCCUCUUUUACAGACGAAAACUGAAGCGGGAAAAGGCGCUCAGAGCAAUGUGGUCAAGGACACCCAGGGAAGUUGGGGUGUGGUCAGUGGGACAGCAGGGAGUGCAGGCAAGAGCAGUCAGUGGGGGAUCAGGACAAUCUGUGGGGAGUCGGGACCCCUCUCCAGGGAGCAAGGCGGGUCCUCAGUUCUCUGCCUUCCUGUCUCCUCACUCCUGCGACCCAAGGAACUAGGAAACUACAGCGACAGCACGGAGACCGCCCCCGUGGAAAACCACAUCUGCUCGGCGGCCGAGGGGCCCCUCCUCACCUCCUUCAAGGCCGUGUUCAUGCCCGUGGCCUACGGCCUGGUCUUCCUCCUGGGGCUGACGGGCAACAUCCUGGUGCUGGCGGUCCUGGAGCGGCACCGGCACACGCGCAGCUCCACCGAGACCUUCCUGUUCCACCUGGCGGCGGCCGACCUGUUGCUGGUGCUCAUCCUGCCCUUCGCCGUGGCCGAGGGCUCGGUGGGCUGGGUCCUGGGCGCCGUCCCCUGCAAGGCCGUGAUCGCGCUGCACAAGGUCAACUUCUACUGCAGCAGCCUGCUGCUGGCCUGCGUGGCCGUGGACCGCUACCUGGCCAUCGUGCUGGCCGUCCACGCCUACCGCCACCGCCGCCGCCUCUCCGUCCACGCCACCUGCGCCGCCGUCUGGCUGGCGGGCUUCUUCCUCUGCUGGUCGCCCUACCACGUGGCCAUCUUCCUGGACACCCUGUCCCGGCUGCGGGCCGUGGGCGGCAGCUGCGCGCUGCGCGGCUACCUGUCCGUGGCCAUCACCGUGGGCGAGUUCCUGGGCCUGGCCCACUGCUGCCUCAACCCCGUGCUCUACCGGGUGCUGGCCAAGCUGGGCUGCGCGGGGCCCGCCACCCUCUGCCAGUUCCUCCCCGCCUGGCGCAAGAGCAGCCUCUCCGAGUCGGAGAACGCCACCUCCCUCACCACCUUCUAGGUCCCAGCCCCCCUUCUGCUUUGACUUUCUUGAGGGGCACCCUGACUCUGGGAAUUUCGCAGG